ACGUCGUCCGCUGAGUUCUAGUGAGACAAGAAUGAGAAGCACCGCGGUGUUGUCGCUCUAUACCGCACUACUAUGGACAAACGCAAUACUUCAAGGUACAAGUACAGCGACCUCUAGUGGCGAUUUCGACCAAAAUACAACAACGCAAAGCAGUACAAACCUAGACAAUUACACUUUACUCUACAGCAACACGACCGAGCCACCGACCGCUGCUCAGACAAAUUCAUCCAAAAUACCAGCGAAAACAUCACGAAGUCCAACAGUAUCAACAACGACAGCAAAUAAAACAGCGAUAAACAUGACCCUAAGUACGACAAAACCACUUAGAUCAACUAUGGCAAGUACGAAAGCAUCGACAAAAAGCAAAGUCGACAAAGCAUCAUCGACUGGUUCAGCUGCCGCUAAACCCACAGCUACUUCUACAACAUCAGCAAACUCUCAAAAGCCUUUGACGGUCAGAUCAGGAGGAACGUGUGAGUUGUACAAUGGUGGUAGCAUUUGCCAGCCUUAUAGAGCAAACGAGACCGUUUUCGUCGACCCCGACCCUCAAUACUCGCAAGACAAAAUGACAGUAUUCCUACGUUAUUUGCUCGACCAGUUGAGUUCUAGUGCUCUGAGUUCGAGUCCGGAAUGGUCACCGUGUUAUGGUCAAAUACUCGAAGGAUUAUGUCGUUACUUCUUCCCAAACUGCUCAACCACGUCGUCAGGUACAAUUCAGAGAGCACUCAUCUGCAGAGAGAGCUGCGACGAAGUGUUUCUAGACCAGAGCCGUCCGUGUACCAACGUCUUCCUUAAGGCCGCAGGAGCGUCCAUCUUCUUUGCACGAAGUAAAAACUUCCUACCAGCUCACGUCGACUCGCGCGAGUUUGGAUGUUUAAGUGAAGUACUUCCAAGCCAAAAAGAAUCCAACUAUACUUGCAUGGCAGUGCUUGCCUUGUCAGAGUCUCAAACGGUUGUAGCAACCACCGAAAAGUCUAACGUUAUAACUACAUGUGGUGGUACCGCACCGCCGGGCUCACAUUGCGUCUUCCCUUUCCUCUACCGUGGGAUCACUUACACCGAAUGCACCACAGUUAACAGCUACCAAACGUGGAAACCAUGGUGUUCGACAGAACCCGGAGAUUAUGAUCUGCUCAGACAAUGGGGAAUGUGCGAUUGCUCCGAUGAUAUCAUGGGAGUACCAGACGGUAGGUGUGAGAUACACAAAGGUGGAAGCGUGUGUGAUUCCUUUAGAAAAGGACAAUCGGUAUUCGUCGAUUCGAGAUACAAUCAGAGCUACCUCGACCGGAUUGCGCUGCAACCAAUCAAUUCCUCUUUGUGGAAAGUGACGGACAACGAAGCUUGUCGAUCCAAAGCUCUCAGCGUACUCUGCCACAUCGUGUACCCCGACUGUGUAGCAGUCCCAAACGUCGGCGCAUUUCCUGCGUUUUUAUGUAAAGAAACGUGUCUUGAUUUGAUAUCAACAUUGAGCAGCUGCAGUCAACCAAUUCUAAACUUUCUGAACAUCUUCACGUCAGUGUUUAUGGAAAAUAAACUCAAUCCAGUACACGUGUACGUGGCCGUGCCUGAAUGUGGCACUCUACUGACUGAGGAAGAGGCAAACGGAACAUGCAUGCAAAUUGAUAGCAGUGGCAGCUCUGUCUCCAAUCCAAAGAGUGAAGACUCGUCUGGCACCAACACCGCUGUAAUCGUAUAUAUAGUGGUUCCUAUUCUAGCAGGAAUCACUCUUCUAGUUCUCAUGAUCUUGCUUAUCUGCUACAAAAAGAGAUCAUAUAAAAAAAGUACAUUGUCCGUAAACUCUGGCUAUGUUGCAGCUACAGAAAUCUUGUCAUUCGAAAAAUUUGAAAAAAGCGCGACGAACAAGCGACCAAACAAAGUUUCUGUCCAAGAGUUGCUUCUCAUGCGCUCAUCACAGUUUAAUUCAGGAGAAUAUGAUUGUUCAAAUAUACCAGAUUUCCCUAUUGAUAAAAUCAAAUACGUAAAGAAUCUUGGUGAGGGAGCCUUCGGCCAGGUUUUCAUGGGAAUGGCAGACCUAGACUGUUCGGGUAGAGAGAUUCCUAUUGCUGCUAAAGUUCUGAAACAGGGAAGUGGUGAAGAAGUGAGAGAAGACUUCGAGAAGGAAUUGUACAUCAUGUCACAACUAAAUCACCGAAACAUUCUGCAACUGCUGGCUAAGUACAUCGCAGAAGAGCCGUUUUGCAUGAUAUUCGAGUUUAUGGAGCUUGGCGACUUGAACAAUUUCAUAAGACUGUCAAAAAUAGGAAAAACCAGACAUCUGCCAGAUGACAGUAUGUCACAGCUUGGUCAAGACACUUCUAGUGAAUUCAAACCAUUCACUGUGACAGUUGCUGACAUGUGCAAUGCAAUUAAACAGGUAUGUUGUGGAUUGGCAUACUUGAGCAAACGCAGAUUUGUUCAUCGAGAUAUAGCAACCAGAAAUUGCUUGGUGGGAAAAGAUCUAGUGACAAAGAUAGCAGACUUUGGACUUUCUCACAGUGUAUACACUACAGAUUACUAUCGGGCAACAGGAGGCUCUCUGUUACCUAUUCGAUGGAUGGCUCCAGAAAGCAUUAUCUAUGGUGUGUUCACCGAAAAGUCUGACGUAUGGUCAUUUGGAGUAUUGAUGUGGGAAAUAUUUACUCUUGGAAAGCAGCCGUAUUAUGGAUGGUCUAAUGAAGAUGUGAUCACUCGAGUUAGAAAUGGCACAACUCUGCCCUCACCUGAUGACUUUUGCCCUGCUGACAUGUGCUCAUUCAUGAAGCAAUGUUGGAUCCAAGACCCACAACAGCGACCAGAUGCGCAAAGUUUAUUGGAAAGUUUGGAAGCAAUGAAACAAACUGAAUAAUAAACAACAAACUUGUUUCUUACAUAAAUAAAGACGUUUGUCAGACAAUCAAGUACUGGUAUUUAGACGUUUCACCUGGCAACGUGACGUGUUUCAAUGUAUACAAAUAGAAUAUCCAUGCUACCACUGAGUCAAUCAGUUUCAAAUAUUCAAUAUAUGUUAUGUUCUCAAUAAACCGAUUAAAUAUGGCGUUGUGAAAGGUGAUUAUG
Messenger RNA from Corticium candelabrum, 3054 nucleotides. Its product is annotated as muscle, skeletal receptor tyrosine-protein kinase-like. Gene Ontology annotation, cellular component: plasma membrane; signaling receptor complex. Gene Ontology annotation, molecular function: transmembrane receptor protein tyrosine kinase activity; ATP binding; protein binding. Gene Ontology annotation, biological process: positive regulation of neuron projection development; cell surface receptor protein tyrosine kinase signaling pathway; multicellular organism development. NCBI's taxonomy places the organism in Eukaryota, Metazoa, Porifera, Homoscleromorpha, Homosclerophorida, Plakinidae. The transcript is spliced from 7 exons. The record is from RefSeq and is a predicted model, not a curated record. The coding region runs from base 32 to 2845 and encodes 937 amino acids.